ACUUGGAACAAGGUGGGACGAAGCUCGCCCACCGCUCAAGACGCACGAACAACCCGCUAGAUCCAACCUCCUCAUGGGUAGCCAUACCGUCCCCUUCAACGCCCAGGAGGCCGUGUGCUUCUACGACAAAGCGGGUAACGAAGUCCUCGUCCAAGGCCCCGGAGAGGUUACCAUCGACAACAAGACCAACGACGUUACCCUCAACGGCCAGCCCGUGCGCAAGUUCGAGUGGGACAAGGCGAUGGGAGGCACCUUCUGGAGUUUCAACAUCGUCGGCUGGCAGCUCCUCGAGCUCACCGUGCCCGACGUCAUCCUCGACGACGGGAACGGGGACAAGGCAAAUUUCAAGUACCGCCUCGGCCUUUCCUACAACUGGAAGAGCGGGACGAAAGGCGGCAUGCCGCCUUUUUCCCCGGCAUGCCGACGCUGUUGAGAGGAUAUGGCGUGCUCCAUUCCGUGAGCCGACGACUGUAUAGGCAUCGAGACUUUGCUCAAGGACCAAGGGGGCAAGGACCCCCCCCCCCUCUUCAUCCAGGUGGCCCGCCUCGACCUCAAGACGCAGAAGGGCAAGGAAGGCGCGUGGAAUGAGCUCCUCCACGUCGCCGGCCA
Molecule: messenger RNA, 609 nt
Organism: Emiliania huxleyi CCMP1516
Lineage: Eukaryota; Haptophyta; Isochrysidales; Noelaerhabdaceae
Exons: 5
Source: RefSeq, a predicted model, not a curated record